Amoebophrya sp. A120 is the source of this 5889-nucleotide messenger RNA. NCBI's taxonomy places the organism in Eukaryota, Dinophyceae, Syndiniales, Amoebophryaceae. The record is from the annotation of a GenBank genome assembly.
GUGAAAGACAACAGAAACAACCAGCAAUUAAGAGUCCACAAGUAAAAAUCGGUACUAUCGGUUGAAGGAUCAUGGUUGAGGGCGUGAAAAGUCCUGCCGUUGAGGAGGUGGAGGUUCCCCCCGCGGAAGCUGCAGUGGGAGUAGAACCGGAUGUAGAGGAGGAAGAGGUAAUGGCCGAGCCGGCAGAGGAGGCCGUGGCACCGGAGGGGCCCAAGCUCCCGAAGGUGGAGGACAAGCUGGGGAAAAUCAAGUUACCCGGCGUGUUUUUACCAAACAAGGUCAGCGGGCAGUCGCGUGAAGCAGCCUUGAAGUUCAAGCCGUUGGCGUUUGACGCGGUUGAGGUACAUCUAGUUUAUUGCUAUCAUUGUACUAGUUUCCGUUUCGCUUUUGUCUGCAGCUUCUUCUGUGCGAAGCUUCAUCCUGCAGCUGCUCAUGAAUUUACUUGUGCAGAAACUGAAUUUCCUUCAGUUUCGCCGUCGCGAAGAUAAAGCGUAUCGCCAAUUUUCCGCUUUCUCUUUUGCGGCUCACGAAAAAAGUUUGGGCAAGUUCCAAACAAGUUCUGGGACAAGUUCUCAGACGAGGUCUCAGACAAGGUCGCAGGCAUGUUCCGGGGAAGUUCCGAAAUGAGUCCCGGGGCAAGUUUCCGAGCAAUGGGCCUCCGGGGGAGGUAGGAAGGUUGGUCCGGAACAAGGCCCGGGGCAGGCUCCUGCGCAGGCGCCCCGCGAGCAAGGUGCUCCUCGGGGGUUAUUUGCGGAAAUAGCUAGCCCCGUCGAGGGGGCCACGAGGGUGGUCCGGGCCUUGUCUUUGUCGGCGAGAGUGCUUCGCAUCGUCGAACCGAAGUGCCGGCCUUCGGCACCGCCAGCGAGCCGCCGACGUGCUCUUUGAUGGGAGCGCCGCUGUGGUUUGAUCCGGUUCGGGGGCCUCGCAACCCUAAAGCGGCCAGAGGGCCACCCCGGGGGUUUUUGGGUUUCUGAAGGAGGGCAGGCUGCGAGGUGUCACGGCAUCGGAGGCCGCCUGGGUGUUGGCUCGGCGCAGCCUGCCAAGCCUGCCCCCCUCUCGGCGCCCGGCGUGGAUGGGCCGGCCCCAGUCGUCGGGCGGGCCCGCCGAGGAUUAUCUUGUUGUCAUCGCGCGCGCUCCCGAAACGCUUUGUUUUAUCGCAUUCCAGCAAACGAAGCCGCAUGCCAUCGUGUAACGCGCGUUACACGAUGGCGCUCUCCCUUCAUCCUGUCUCCUGCUGCGCUGGUGUGGCAUGCUCCCGGCCGUAGACGCGCUGUCUCGCCACAGGGCGACACUCGCUCUCGCGCCCCCCCUCCGGUGCAACACCUCAAAGAAAGGCCUCCCUUCUUGUCGUGCCCACAGCCGCGAGCACGGACGGGGGCUCGGCUGUGGGGAAGCAUGCUGCAUCGUGCUCGUCUUCGGCUGAUGUGCAAGCGUGUUGCCGUAGCGCUUGGCCGUCGCUUAGGUGGUUCGUCUUGGUGGGCUGCUGUCUCGCACCAACGUGCAGCCGGCAUCCACUUGAGCAGUAUAGACCGGCGGAAGGUUGGGCCCUCGUUGCCUGGAACCCCGGCGCCCUCUUGUAUUGCCCCAACCGGAAACCGGCCCGACAAGUUCUGCGCAAGUUCUGGGCAAGUUCGGCACCCCAUACAUCUAGACCCAUGCUUUCGGAGUAAAGAAACUGAAUUUCCUUCAGUUUCGCCGUCGCGAAGAUAAAGCGUAUCGCCGCUACUCCCACAGGUGAUUCCUGGUCACAAGAUACAACCCACCUUGGGCAAGGCUGCCGCUCCAGCAGUAGAAGGGGAACAAGUAGAUGACGCGGUCAUGGAAGGCGAGGUGGCGCCAGUGGAGGGCGAGCUGCCAGAGGAGGGUGCAGAGCCAAAGGAGCCAACAGACGGAGAAGAGAAGCCAGUUGAGGAGGAGCCAGCGGUGGAAGAGGACAACACCGCCAAGCGAGUAUCGGGCCUGCUCGAGAAUUUCGGCAUCAAAAAGAUAGCGGCCCCCGGAACGGUUGGCGAGGGCGGGGUGGUAUGAUAGUUCCUGCUUCAUUUCUAGUAUGAUAGUGUAGCUCGUCGUAGUUUUCCAGACUUGCUUCUACUGCGAUUGCAUGACGUUGAAGAAGACGACCCGCAUAACAAACAACAUAGAGGAUGCUUCUACUGCGACAGACAUGUAUUCGAAGCUCUCGUCUGCCACCAACACGAACACCAAGCAGCUACAACUUACAAAAUGCUACUAACUCCUCUAGGCCGCGGAGAUGCCGAAUUUGAUUUCGGCCGCGUUAGAAAACCCGUUGAUCCAACCGGUACAGCUGAACAAGGUGGAAGUUCCGGCGGUAGCGCAGGCGACGGCUAUGAAGUGUAAAAAUGUCUGGGUCUGGAAGAAUGCAACUUGUGAUGCGCAUUUCAGAACACACAAAAAUCUCUCAUGCAUAGAUAGCAAAAGCUGCUCACUUUCUGCCACCAAAAUGGGGGAUUUGUGAUGCGGGUUCGGCAUUGCGGAAGCUUCUCGAAACCUGUGAUGCUAGAGCUUCCAUGACAGACCUUCUGUGUCAUGCAGAAACAGCAUGACUCUUCCAGACCCAGACAUUUUUACAGUUGAUAACAGCGGGUAAGCCACCCCGACCACCGAGGUUUGGCCAGAUGUCCCAGUUGCCGUUCAAUCAGAUGCCCAAGCCAAAGCUGUCCCAGUUCGCGGGUUCCGCGGGCACGCCGCUGACCGCCGAAAAGUCCUCGGCAGCCGCGAAGCUGAUGCGGGCGGGUGUGGGAAAGGUCGGGUACAGCUUUGGAAAGCUCCUGUCCGCACCGGGCACGCCGGCCGGCGGGCCCGCGGUAGUGGCCUCACCGUUCACGACCAUCGGCGGACCCGGGUUCGGCCUACCGAAAACCGCGUUCAAGCCCAUGCUGGGUGCCGGCCUGACCCCGGCCAACACGGAGAACCUGGUGAAGCACGUUAGCGUCAACAGCGAUAGUAUCAAAUGCAAAUAUGUCUGGGUCUGGAAGGUCGCAACUUGUGAUGCUAUUUUUGGAUUCUAAAAAAGACUGUGUUGCAUGACAAGGAGCAAUAGGAUCCCAGUUUGUGCUAUGCGGGGGCGAGUGUAUUUCUCAUGCGGAAUAGGCAUCAGGACGCCAUGGCAAAAUCUGUGAUGCUAGGUUAUGCAUUACAGGCAUCAUGGGUCAUGCAAAAUAUGCAUGCCAUUCCUUUCCAGACCCAGACAUAUUUGCAUUUGAUAGAUAGUCUCUUGACGCAGUUUAACUUCGACGGGGACUUUCGUUUGGACGACAAGCCGGUCUUCAUCGACUGCUACGAAAGUGUGGAUGACGGAACUUCUCUGUGGGACGCAGGUACAGAUAAAUUCGAGGACGCACAAGUUUAUACAUAGCACUAUUAUCGAUGCAUAGAUCUUCUAGUGCCACUUUUGCAAUGUCGCUCUUGCGGUUGCGACUACUUUCAUAUCGCUCGUGGUUUCCGUUCUGCCACUUUAAAAAUAUCGCUUUGUCAGGUAUCGUUCUGGGUCAAUAUCUCGCUGCCUUCAAGGACCUGUACCAGGGCGACUGCUUAGAAUUGGGCUGCGGCACCGGCAUUGCGGGAAUCUGCCGCGCAGUCACGUGCCCGGACACGAAAGUUAUCUUGUCCGACUACGAGACCAUUGUGCAUGUCACAGACAAUAAUGUCGCGCUCAACCAAUUGCAGGACCAAGUCACUGUGAUGGUAAAGACGAGUAAGUUGGAAGAUUUUUCUCUUGUAGCGCUAAGUGGAUUACUUUGGCUCUUUCAUUCUAAAUUCCAGUUCAGGCACGCAGUUGUAAGUAACAAUUGAUUGAUUUUACAGAAUUAUGUGAAGAUAAUAGCUCUAGGUGGCACGAAACAAAUCAUGAAUUUCAACACCACAACAAAACCACAAAUAAAUACAGCCCUACGACUGGGAGCAAGAGUUUCCGAUUCCGCUCGAAGAGGGAGGAAACUUUCCGUAUUCCUUCGUGAUUGCAUCCGACGUUAUGUGGCACCCCACCCAUGUGGCUCCGUUCUUUCAGGGCCUCUUGAAGUGCACCACGGCGGGAAUGAAAGUAUGAAUCGAGGAUUUUUAUUUUUUUCCUCACUUACUUCUUCGCAAUGCCAAUGCGAAUGCAUUGCAUCAUGAACAACGAGGAUGAACUCGAUCAACAGCGUCAACCUGGUAGCUACUAUUCUUGAGUUUCUAGCCUACUUGUACAAACGGAUUACACGACGUCCCCGCAUCAAUAUCCCACAGAAAAAAGCUGGCAGGUCAUAUUUGUAAUGCAAAAAUAAACACACAAAAAAAUCUGUAUUGCAUAUCCGAAGAAGCAUGCUAUGGGGCCGCCCAUGACAAGUCUUUCUGUGUAUUUAUUUUCGCAUUACAAAUAUGCCCUGCCAGCUCUUUUCUCUGGGAUAAUCAACAUGAAAAACAUAAAAGGUGGUUCUUGGUCAGUGCUCGCGGGCGGGUUUGGAUUUGUACCCAGAUAUCCAGUAUCCAAUGCAAAUAUGUCUGGGUCUGGAAACUUGUGAUGCUGGGUGGCGUAUCAUGAGGAGGCCACAAGAGCUGGCUCAGCAUGACAAGUUUCUGAGCAAGCUGCUAGGUGUUGCCUAUUCUGAAUGACAAACUGCGUUUCUGCACGACAGAAAAAUGGCGCUCUUGGGUAACGUGCAUGGCAGAUUUGAGAGUCUGAGUCAUGCCAGACAAGCAUGCAUUCUUCCAGACCCAGACCUGUUUUCGCUUGACAUCCAGGCGGAAGCGGAGGCCACUGGUUUUGAGGUCGAGAGUACGACGCCGUCGAUGGAGAUGGAGUUGCCCUUCCGCGGCCACAGCCAGUGCUCCAUCUGGGUGCUGACGCGUCUCGAAAAGCCCGUGUCCGCUGCCCCUACCCCUGCGGAGCAGUAACGGAAAAUGUAGUAAUGAUCAUGGAAAAUCAUGGCAGCUCUCCGGCGCAUGAUGAGUAUGAGAGACUUCUUCUAACAGGGCGGAGGACGGGUGAGGAAAGUGCGCACCAGGUAGUUGCAAAUCGUGUUUCUGUAAUUUGUUUGGAGUUCAUCACUUUUAUGCGUAAAAUUAUACCGGUUGAAAGAACAAACGGCAAAGCAAUACGCAAAGAAGGAACACACCGCCACCACUAAUGAUUUUAUUGAAAGGAGAUCGAGAUUUAUUUGUACUGGCUGCCAAUGAUCUUGAUCUGUCUGUCACCACCUUGCCUUCUACAGACACUCAUGAUUGUCUGCCGACUCGUAUAGGAUUUUCCACAGCUUGCCCCGAGAUGCGCGGCGCUUACGUCGAUGUGACUCGCCAGUUUCAUUUUCACUUUUUCAAUACCGAACCGAAGAACAAUCAUAGCGAUGUUUCUUGCAACGGUCCGACUUUUUCAUUUUUUUCCAUCUAUUCAAGCAAAAACUACCGCUAAAACUCACAUCCCUAUACUACAAAUAAGGCAAACAGGAUUACAACAAUCACGAGGUUUAUUACGAUCGAAAGCACGCAGUAAGACUGACACAAAUGGGUGAAAUAAAGCACAAGAUAAUGGAUGCGUACGUGUCAAUAUGAAAAAGAGUUUUUGUAAGGACGAGCUCUUUCUUUGCAAGUCGAAAGCUAAAUAGUGGUCUAACCACGGCGUCGAAUGAAAAUGCAUAUAGAAAGAGCAGGCCAUCAUGUCGCUGCAAAAAGUGUGAGGAUAUUGCAUGAUUUCAAUGCUACGACGAAAGGUAUAAUUAGAAUUACUUACAAUUACUACAAGAAGACUGGAACAAAAUCAUAUUGCUUAGUGCACCCGGCGCGGCUAGUCCUCCUCAUCGUCCAAAAGGAAAAGAACGAUGAUAUGAGGCGGCUUAGUAGGAAUCGUCAGACAAGCAUCUUCGUAACAGUCCUCGUUCACAACCAGCGGAUGCU